Molecule: messenger RNA, 3707 nt
Organism: Chelonus insularis
Lineage: Eukaryota; Metazoa; Arthropoda; Insecta; Hymenoptera; Braconidae
Exons: 3
Coding region: 476-3208 (910 amino acids)
Source: RefSeq, a predicted model, not a curated record
AAUGCGUCACAAAAAUUGCCGGCUUCCGACGAGAGUACGUGAUAAUCAACAAGUGAUAUCAUGGCCGUUACAUAAAUGCGGAACAGUAGGAAUAGGCGGAAUAGUUGAAACGAGUAGAAUAACCGGAACAAGCGAAAUAAAAUGAAAUGUAAUUUAGAAUUCAACACGAGAUGAACGAUUGAAUUAUGUAAAUUAUUAAUUAAAAUCAAUCAAUAUGAAUUUACAGCAGCAUUAUUAUCAAUGAAUUUCGCAUUGAGUUUCCAAUUCCAUUUUAUUUCGUUCCGCUUGUUCCAGUUAUUCCACUUGUUUCAACGAUUGUGCCUGUUCCGUUUUUGAAUGUUCUGCUUUUAUGUAACGGCCAUGACGCCAAAUGUCGAUAAUCACGUGCUCCUAUCGUAAGCCAGUAUUAUAAAAAUAUAUUACAUCUCAACAACACUAAUCGUUUAAAUAAAAAAUAUAUUAUAUUCAAUAUUUCAUGAUAGAAUUUAUUUUUUACAGUCCACAAAGAAAUAUGUCGUUCGAUAAAAGGAAUAAUCCUGAUUUCGAUGAAUCAACAGAAUCUCCAGAAAAGAAAAAAUAUAAACUUUGGAAAGAAAAUUCAAGCAUACUGGUUCCUUUGAAAACAUUACAACGUUGGGCAAAGAAACGAGUAAAGAUUAGGAGUAAUCAUACCGAUAUUGAGUUUAAUAUAAAUCGACAACAUGAUGACAAAAGUUUAGAUAACAAUUAUAGUCCCAAUGAUGAAAACCUUACUUCAAGAUUGUCUUCGUCUGAUGAAUAUAAACCUAUUUAUGAAGAAAACAGAAAAAAAAUAAGAGAAUUUAGGGGUGUAAAAGAUUGUGGAGAGAUCAUCGAUGAUAGUAGUGAGAAUGAUUGUGAAGAGAUCAUUGAAGAUAAUGAUGAGAAUGAUUGGGAAGACAUCAUCGAAGAUAAUGAUGAAAAUAUUAAUACCAAUAGCAAUGAUACUUUUAGUGGCAACAAUAGUAAUAAUCAUAAUAGACAUGAUGAUAGCAAUGUUAAUGAUAACAAUAACAUUGCUGAUAAUCACACAAAAAAUAACGAUGCUACCAAAUUAUACUUAAAUGCAGAGGUAACAGUGAUGGAAAGUGUUCAUAUAGUUCUAAAGUCAUAUUUAAAUCGAAAAUUAACUAAAAUUGCUUUACAAGAAAAUUUGAAUAUACUUCAAAAAGUGCUUCCUAAGCCUAACAAAAUGCCAAAAACUAUAUUUACAUUAUUCGAUUAUGUUCGUAAAAUAUCUCCACCUGUUAAAAUUAUCAAACAUUUGUAUUGUAAAAAAUGUGCGUUUUAUACUGAAGAAAAUAGUGUUUUGAGAAUAUGUACGUCAUGCAAAAGCACAGAGGGCACAUCAUAUUUUUACGAACUGGAUAUUAUCGACCAGAUAAAAUUUCUGUUUGAACAUAGAAACUUGGCCAGUAAAUUGCAAGUUUUACCUCAUCAUAGUGAAUUAAUCUCAGAUAUUACUGAUGGUUCCGAAUACAUCAGAGUUAAUUCUAGGAAAGAUCGUAACCAAUAUGAUUUGACGUUGAUUCUCAAUACAGAUGGCUUAUCUUUAGUGAAAAGUGCUACAACUCACUGUUGGCCUCUUAUGUUCACCAUAGCGGAAUUACCUGAAUAUCUUAGAGAGUCAUUUAUAAUUAUAGUCGGUUUGUGGUAUGAUACUCAAAGAAAACCAUUAAUGAAUACUUUCUUAAAGCCCGUUUGUGAUAAAAUUAUUAAGAGUUUCGAGAAGGGUAUUCAAUGGACUGAUAAAACAACAAAUGAGACCUUUACUUCAAUGAUUGUAGCACCAUUGUUCAUAGCUGAUGCUCCAGCUCGAGCAGCAAUUCAGAAUAUUUCUUAUUUCAAUGGAAAAUUUGGCUGCAACAUUUGCCAAAUUAAGACUCAACAAUGUAAAGGUCCCAAGGAUAAAAAAAAAAGAAGAGUUUUUUUAUUUAAAGAGAAAACAAGUUGUUUAAGAACAUCUGAACGAAUGAUUGAGCAAGGUAAUAAAGCUUUUACUGAAGGAAAAAUACAUAUUAAGGGUGUAAAAGGAUCAACUGUCAUUUCUAAUUUACCAUUUAUUGAUUUGGGAACCUGUGUGAUCCCAGAAUUCAUGCACUCAGUGCUUUUGGGUGUUGUGAAGCAAUUUAUUAACAUUUGGAUAAAUAAAACAGGUGAUUGGAAUAUUAAAAAACAUCUCGAUAAUAUAGACUCAUUUAUUUUGAGUAUUCAUCCACCAUACUUCUUCAAUAGGAUGCCUCGAAAAUUGUCAGAUUUUAAAUGUUUUAAAGCAUCGGAAUUUUUCAAUUGGCUCCUAUACUAUUCAGCUCCAGCACUUCUUGGUUUCUUACCUAACAAGUAUCUACAACAUUGGUUUCUUUUAAUCGUGUCUAUAUAUAAUUUACUUCAGAAACCCAUACACAUGAAUGACUUAAAUAGUACUGAGAUUCUUUUACGAUUAUUUGUCAGAGAUGUUGGUGAGUUGUAUGGUAAUCAUGAAUAUUCAUAUAAUCUUCAUCAAUUAACACACCUUGUAUUAUGUGUUCGACGUUGGGGACCAUUAUGGUCAUCAUCUGCAUUUCCGUUUGAAAAUUAUAAUGGAAUCAUCGCGAAAAGUCUCCACGGUUCGAAACAUCUUGGUGAAGAGCUGAUGAAAAAUUUGAAAUUAGCUCAAGGUAUACAUGCUCUAAAAAAUAAAAUACAUAAUGAUCUGAACGUAUCAGCUGGAAAUAUACAUAAAAAAAACAAGUAUAGACUUAUGAAUAAGAUAAAGACAUGUAAUAUUCGAAUGAAUGAUCUUGAGCUACAAAUUUUGAAUUUAAAUCAUCUAAAUUUAAUAAAUAUAAAUAUAUACUCCCGGAUGGAAAUUGAUAGACACAUUUAUACAACAGAAAUUUACAAACAAAUUAAAACAAAUAGUUACACAAUUAAGUUGAGUACAUAUGAAUACGAAGAAAUGUAUGGUGUAAUUAGAUACUUUUUAGAAAUUGAUAAUGAAUUGUACUUCAUUUUUAAAAAGUUUUCUAUUCAACAACACCGGCUAUUAAUUCAUCAAGAAUCUAUGACAAAAUUACAUUUCAUACUCCCUAUUGUAGAGACUGAUGAUUAUAAAUUAAUAAAUGUAAGAAAUAUUAUUAAUAUAAGUCACAUGAUCCAAGUGGAUAAUUUUAUUUGUAAAUGUCCUCAUGUAUUGAAUAAAGUAACGUAAAAAUAUAUGUAUGUAACAUGUUUAAAGUGAUUAAAGUUCCUGUUUUUCAAAUUCGAACACACAUCUAAGCAGAUCUGGUCAGAUGUGGCUAGAUCUGACCAUAUCAGACUGUAGUAAAUUUACAUGAACCAGGUCUGAUUAAAAUGAAUUUCAUGAAUAGUAAGAUCUGACCAGCUGAAAUUAUGUCAAAUUGAUAAAAGUCAGGUCUAAAUAAAUUUGAUAGCAUGUUCUAUUAGAUCUGGUUAUAUCUUAAUAGACAUGAAAUUGCGGUCAAGACAAUGUCGUCAGAUCUGGCAGGUUCUGCCCCAAUUCGAUCAGAUCAAAUUGCAUUGAACCACAUAACAAGACCGGGUCUGAUAAAAUAUGAUUGUUCCCCAUCAUGCAUAAUCAUGUCAAUACACUUAAAAUAACAGAUUUGUCAAGAUAUAAGUAGAUCUGAUUUGAUCAAAUUAGAUCUAAGCAGAUCUGAUAGUUUUUCCCGGGUAUUGAAAUUAAUCAU